AAACAGACUGAAGAGUAAAGUCCAUCGACAGCAGUGGACCGACUGUGUCAAACCCCACUGUCCUCUCGAGAGACUCUUUCAGUUUGAAGCCGCUCUCACAUUUGGUCUGACCAUAAUGCAGAUUCCAGUGAUUACUGUGGAUGCCUUCACUAAUUUACCGUUCAAGGGAAACCCCGCGGCAGUUUGUCCACUUAUGCAUGAACUGAGUGAUGACUUGUAUCAGAAGAUAGCAGCAGAGAUUAACCUGUCAGAAACAGCUUUCAUCACCAGGAGCAACCCCUCUGACAAUUUUACCACAGGAUCACGCUUCAAACUUCGAUGGUUUACACCGACCAAUGAGGUGGAUCUGUGUGGUCAUGCCACUCUGGCCUCUGCAGCAGUGCUGUUCAGGAACCAUCAGAAUGUCAGUCACACACUGGUGUUUGAGACCAGGAGUGGAGAUCUGGCUGUCAUCCAGCAGGGGGAAGGAUACGUCAUGGACUUUCCUCUCAACCCGUCCACCAAGCAGGAUGCCAAUGAGUUCAGAGACAUCAUCAAGACUGCAGUUGGAAACCUCCCAAUCCAGGAUGUUCAUCUGAGCUCCAACACUAAAAAACUGCUGGUUCGACUGUCUGACAGCUGUGACAGGUCAGUGCUGACCCACCUGACGGUUGACACGGUUGCUCUUCAGAACAGUGAGAGGAGUGGAAGAGUUGCAGGACUAAUUCUCACCAUGAAAGGAUCCCCAGACUGCCAGCCAGGAUACGACUUCUACUCCAGAUACUUUGCUCCAUGGAAUGGCAUCCCUGAGGAUCCUGUCACUGGUUCUGCACACACCGUGCUGGGAAGCUACUGGUCUAAGGAACUGGGAAAGAAGAAAAUGCUGGCUUACCAGUGCUCCAAGCGAGGUGGGGAGCUGGAACUAGAAGUGAGAGACGACAGACGAAUCAACAUAGCUGGACAGACCGUCACUGUGCUGCAGGGAACAAUCACACUGUAGCUCCAAGCACAUGCAAGGACAGCGAGCUGGGGGUGAUGAGACGUCAUUACGUACCCGCACACAGGAGACACAGGCUUUCUACUAUUUGAUGAAAACAAGAAAAAUUAGAUGGUUUACAUAAAAAAUGUAAAUAUAUUAAAAAACAACAAAACAAUA
This is a messenger RNA of Plectropomus leopardus (leopard coralgrouper), 1135 nucleotides long. RefSeq names its product phenazine biosynthesis-like domain-containing protein 1. Gene Ontology annotation, molecular function: isomerase activity. The record is from RefSeq and is a predicted model, not a curated record. Gene Ontology annotation, cellular component: cytoplasm. NCBI's taxonomy places the organism in Eukaryota, Metazoa, Chordata, Actinopteri, Perciformes, Serranidae. Gene Ontology annotation, biological process: biosynthetic process.